AUGGUUGUGGCUAAUGAUCUGAGCGAGUUGAAUUUGGGACCCGAAUUUGAAGAUUACAAGUGCUUAAACCUUUGUGAAUUGCACCUAAUUUUGGGCGAUCAAAUUAGGCUUAAUCCUAAACGUAACGAGGCAGCUCAGCAGUUGUUAAAGUCAUUUUAUGACUAUUCUGGUAGAUUUUCAAAGUUAAAAUAUCGCAAUGCAAUUGUAGACAUUAGAACGAGUCUUGAAAGGGAGGGCGGAUUGCAUGAAUAUGAAAUGGCAUCUUUGGUCAAUUUGCUACCCAAAUCUGUACAGGAAGCCAAGUCCCUGAUUCCCUCAAUUGCCAGGCUUCCAGAGAGAAGAAUUGUUCAAAUUUUAGAUCUAUUGGAGAGCUAUAGGAUACAGGCAUCAUAA
This is a messenger RNA of Babesia microti strain RI, 393 nucleotides long. RefSeq names its product DNA-directed RNA polymerase II subunit RPB4. Gene Ontology annotation, cellular component: P-body; RNA polymerase II, core complex. Bases 1 to 393 code for a protein of 130 amino acids. Gene Ontology annotation, molecular function: translation initiation factor binding; nucleotide binding. The record is from RefSeq and is a predicted model, not a curated record. NCBI's taxonomy places the organism in Eukaryota, Apicomplexa, Aconoidasida, Piroplasmida, Babesiidae. The transcript is spliced from 4 exons. Gene Ontology annotation, biological process: mRNA export from nucleus in response to heat stress; positive regulation of translational initiation; nuclear-transcribed mRNA catabolic process, deadenylation-dependent decay.